Hemibagrus wyckioides is the source of this 2703-nucleotide messenger RNA. RefSeq names its product carbohydrate sulfotransferase 12-like. Gene Ontology annotation, molecular function: sulfotransferase activity. The record is from RefSeq and is a predicted model, not a curated record. NCBI's taxonomy places the organism in Eukaryota, Metazoa, Chordata, Actinopteri, Siluriformes, Bagridae. Bases 1037 to 2131 code for a protein of 364 amino acids. Gene Ontology annotation, cellular component: membrane. The transcript has 2 exons. Gene Ontology annotation, biological process: proteoglycan biosynthetic process; carbohydrate biosynthetic process.
AUAAAUAUAAGCUAAUAUUUAGUGAGGUAAUAUGUAUUUUUAUUUUAACCCAAGAAAUUCAUACGCACUAUAUGGCCAAAAAAAUGUGGACACCUGACCACCAUAACAUUAUGACCACUGAGAGGUGAAGUGAAUACGACUGAUGAUCUCCUCAUCAUGGCACCUGUUAGUGGGUGGGGUAUAUUAGGCAGCAAGUGAACAUUUUGUCCUCAAAGUUGAUGUGUUAGAAGCAGGAAAAAUGGACAAGAGUAAGGAUUUGAGCGGGUUUGACCAGAGCCAAAUCGUGAUGGCUAGACGACUGGAUCAGAACAUCUCCAAAACUGCAGCUCUUGUGGGGUGUUCCCGGUCUGCAGUGGUCAGUAUCUAUCAAAAGUGGUCCAAGGAAGGAACAGUGGUGAACCGACGACAGGGUCAUGGGCGGCCAAGGCUCAUUGAUGCACGUGGGGAGUGAAGGCUGGCCCGUGUGAUCCGAUCUAACAGACGAGCUACUGUUGCUCAAAUUGCUGAAGAAGUUAAUGAUAGAAAAGUGUCAGAAUACACAGUGCAUGAAGGGUCAGGGCUGUUCUGGCAGCAAAAGGGGGACCAACACAAUAUUAGGCAGGUCAGUGUAUAUACCCCAGACUGAGUCACCUUUUGCUGUUAAUAUCCUCCACUCUUCUGGGAAGGCUUUCCAAUAGAUUUUGGAGUACAUCUUUGGGGAUUUUUUUGUGUUUAUUCAACCACAAGAGCAAUUGUUAGGUCAAGCACUAAUAUCAUAUAAUUGAGAUUUCCGUUAAUAUUAACAGUGGCUGUCUUUAUUAGUCAGUCCAAGGAUGUGGACCUGGCAAUGUUCUGAAUUUUUAAGAGAUAACUUUGAAUUAUAGACUAGAAAAUGGGUGAGCACAGGGAAAGAAAAUUCAGCAAAGAAAUGAUAGUAAUAUAAAAUUAGUCACCUGACAAGUUGAAUGAACUCCGCCCCUGCUCAUAAACCUCAGUUCAGAGCUGUUCAGAGUGCUGAGUCUCUUUCAGAAGGAGGUUCUCUCAGGUACCAGAAAACAUGAGCAAGCUUAAGAAUUUACACUUAGUUUUGUUAACACUGAGCUUUGUUUCUUUGAUGUUUUUUCUAUACAAACAAACAGAGAAUGGAAGAGAAAUAAAUAUCUAUUCCAGGACUAACCCGGAAACUGAAGCACGGCUGGACACAAUCGAGGACAGGAGAUGUGAGGGGAAGAUUCACACGAGCCCGGUACCACUGGAGCUGAAGCUCAGACAGCACACUAGAAAGAUGCUGAUUUAUAAACAGUGCAUCGAUAACAGUAACUCGGACAUCAGUGGCAAAUGGGCGACAUUUGACGACAUUCCCCAUAGGGAGUUGCACAACCUGCUUGUAGAUGACCGCCAUGGAAUAAUUUAUUGCUAUGUUCCAAAGGUUGCUUGCACUGCAUGGAAACGAAUUAUGAUUUUCCUGAGUGAGAGUCUGAAGAUGUACGGUGUACCUUAUAGGAACCUUCUUGACGUCCCCAUCGAGGAAGUUCACGGAUCAUCUCUACAGCAACUUAAUGCAUACCCCAAGGCAGUGAUGAAACAAAAAAUUGAGACGUACCAAAAGUUCUUAUUUGUUCGAGAUCCUUUUGUCAGACUGAUUUCAGCCUACAAAGAUAAAAUUCAAAGGCCAAAUCAGAUAUUUUAUGAAAUAGCUGGGAUGUACAUAUUGGAGAAAUUUGGACAUGUCCCUAAUCCGCCAGCAUCGGUAGAGCAAGCGCACGCUCAGGGCAUUGUUCCGUCUUUCUACAACUUCAUUCAGUAUAUCCUGAGCCUCCCAGCAGGAAAUUACACAGAGUUCGAUGAACACUGGCGACAAACAGUUCACUUGUGCCAUCCAUGUGCGAUCGAUUAUGACUUUAUUGGGAAAAUGGAAACCAUCGAUGAAGAUGCUGCUCACCUGCUGCGAAUACUCCGAGUUGAUAACAUUGUCGAAUUAAAACCGAUGACAAGAAGCAAAACAGAGCAGAGUGAGAUAAAGACCUGGUUUUCCAACAUCACCAUAGAGUGGAGGAGGAAACUCUAUGAUAUUUAUAAGGCAGACUUUAAACUGUUUGGAUAUGAGUAUCAUGACAAUCUAGAUGAUUAUAAAUCAGAAAACAUUACCUAAAUCACAUUGUUUGUUGUGUUGGGUUGUGUAAUGUAGUAUGAUGUAUGAUGUAGUAUGUAGUCGUCUUUGUUCAUUUCCUGAUGUUGUUAGCUUUGUCACCUUUAUGGAUUUGAAUGGCGGGGGUGUCAUGGUGAUAGAAAAAUCUAAUUCCUGAUUCUCUGUUUGACUUCAGUCUUGCUUGUUGUACGUUUUAACAGUUAAAGAUUUAAAUGAUUAUUAAGGAUUUAAUUAACAGUUAAAGGUUAAUUACAGGAGACAAUACCAAUGAAGAUUUUUCAGUUUUUAAUAUUGCUACAAAACACUAAGCUUCCUUUAUAAUAAUCCUUCAGUGUAAGUAGAAAAUUGUUAUUGUUGCUUGACGUUAAAUUUGGUCCAGAAAUACUGAAAGAUAUUUUCAUGCUGUAAAUAACUUUUGUACCUGAUGCUAUUGUGUCGAGUUUGAUAGUGAUUUUUUUUCACUAAGGAAUGUAUUUCUGCAUCACCACACACUACUAGUAAAUGAAAGAGUUAUUUACCACUGAUAAUGUUACUUAACCUGUAGACAAGUUCUAGUAAAGAUGUUUAAUGGAUGC